AUGACGAAACCCUGUGCUGUACCGCAAUGUAAAACGGGUUCGAGAGGUUUUAAAAUUAAGCGAUCAGUUUUUAAAGUGCCGUCAAAUAGCGAGCGACUUAAAAAGUGGCAAAGCGCUAUUCCGAAUAGGCAAUUGACCUCAUCCCAUUUUGUUUGUGAAAAACAUUUUGAAGAAAAAUAUAUUCUUCGCAAAUACAUCAAGCAUGACACAAAUGGCCAAGUUAUCGCAGAGGUUGAUUACAAGCAUCCUCGCUUGGUGGAAUCAGCAAUUCCAACUUUAUUUGAUGAGCCGAUCAUUAAAACUGUUGAAGAACGCAAUAGUUCAACGGUCGAAGAUUGCACACAGAAUUGUGUUGAGGGUUCAACGAUCGAUGACCACAGUGUAGCAGUGGAUGAACUCCCAAUGCCAAUGGAUAUUGCCGCAGUCAUUCCUUCAAAUGAUUUACUCAUGGAUGUUUCCGCUGAAGCGCAUGAUCAUUGUUCCCAGUCAAUAAAUGGUACUCCGACAGAAAAUACCGAUCUGUCAUCUCACCAGGUCGUUACAGACACCACAUUUGACAUAUCGUCGGUCACUAUCAGUGGAGCUCCGUCAACUACAUAUUUUGAGAUCGGUGAGGAUUGCGUCAAGAGUCUACCAGUGCCUUGGGUUGUUGGUCAAUUAUACGGACGGCCAGAUCAGUACCUCGUAUUUUUGUACCCUGAAGUUUACAAGAAACACGGAAUCGAAAUUCCUAUAACGGCCAGAGCUGUUACAGUUGAUAGGCAAAAAAAUGUACGUUAUUUUGUCCACGGAAAUCUGAUAAACAACGAUGAAGGAAAUCUUCGACAAAAAUUGGAUUCCUCGAAUGAUCUUCCUGAUGUUUUGAUCAAGUUUCAACAGAUGAACUUGUGUUGCGGUAUAGGGAAGGUGAAUAUUCAUUUUGUCCCAACAGAGAAUAGCUUCCAAAAUUAUAGCGAUGAAUGGCAUCACAAUAAAUGUCCUUUGCUCUGGAAAAAAAGAAGAUGUGAGCAUUGCUAUAAAUUAAGGAAAAAUAUUCUUGCAAAAGAAAAAAGAGCCAAGGAUCCUCAUUCUUUUAAUCGGAUUUCUCGCUUACGGAACCCUAUUGACGACCAAAAAUUGAUGAUGAUGAAAAAGAAAAUGCUAUGUGAGAGACGGGGAAAACAUCGAGCAAUGUGCCAACUUUCGAUACUACGGAAGUCCUUGAAAGCUCAUCAAUUGGAAAUCGCUACAAUUAAAGAAGAAACUCUAGAAGAGAGAUGCUCCGAAUUAUUGGUGCCAGCGACUCACAAAACAGCCAUGAAAGAAAUAAUUGCAGCUGCUUCCGCGAAAAAUCCGAAAGGAAGAAGAUACUCCGAGGAUUGGAUUAUGUUGUGCUUGAUAAUGAACAUACGGUCACCUGCAUAUUACGAGUUUUUAAGAAAGAACAAUGUUAUGCCAUUGCCAUCGAAACGAACAAUUCGCUCGUACUUUUCACUUAUUAAUACAAAGUGCGGAUUUGAUGAGCAAUUUAGUCAUCUCUUAAAAAAACACUUCGACGAGAAAACUGCGAUGCAAAGACACGGAAUACUUCUUUUAGACGAAAUAAAUCUGAGGAAAUCUGUAGCCGUUUGUUCAAAGAAUCUUACGUAUUCUGGAUUGACGGACUUUGGCGACGAUGGACCACAAGCUACAAAUUUAGAAGAACAAGCAACUCAUGGCCUUGUUAUGAUGUUUCAACCAUUGGCGGACAAAUAUACGCAACCCAUCGCUGUAUUUGCGUUAAAAAACUCAGUGAAGGGCGACGAAUUGGCAAAACUAGUCGUGAAGGCGAUUGUUUAUUUAGAAAAUUGUGGUGCAAAAAUUCAUGGAGUCAUUGCGGAUGGCGCUAAGACGAACCAAAAAAUGUGGUCUCUCCUGGACGUAAGAGCUGGCAUCUCUAAUACGAAAUCCUGGUUCACUCACCCUCUCGACAACGAACGAAAAGUAUUCGUUUUUUCUGACGCACCUCAUGUCUUCAAGAAUAUCCGCAAUCGUUUAUACAACAAGCGUCGCCUCAGGACAAGUCCGGAUAAAAAGUACGUCGACUGGAAAUUUUUCGAAGCCUUAUUCAAUGUGGACACCCAACACGUUGGAAACGCCAGAGCAUGUCCAAAGUUGUCUAAGCGUCACAUCGAAUUAGAUAACACGUCUAAGAUGCGUGUUCGUCUAGCAACUCAGAUCUUCAGUAAUUCCGUGGCGCAGGGGUUAGCGUUUUAUGCGUCGCAAAAAUUUGAAGCAUUGGCCGAUUGCGAAGAAACAAUUGCAUUCUGCAAGCGUCUCAACGAUACUUUUGAUGCAUUGAAUCGCAAAACACCAAAUGAAGGUCUGACACCUCAAUCUCCAGAUUUCAAGGUACUACAAGAUACUUUGCAGUGGCUUAACGAUUGGCAGUCCGACGUUCUCGCUGGCAAACUGAGUUCUGAUGAAUUCUUAACGCAGGACACGUCUACGGGCUUACGACUGUCCUUAACAUCGACCAUGGACAUGUGCGUUUAUCUUAUAAACAAAUUUGAUUUCAAAUAUUUGCUGACUGGCAAAGUGAAUCAGGACGAUCUGGAGAAAUUUUUUAGCACAAUCCGGCAGGCAGCGGGCUGCAAUGACCACCCUAAUUGUCCCACUUUUCUGCAAUUGUAUAAAUUGCUAUCCAUCUACAGCGUGAUAAAGCCUCCAAAAUACGGUAAUUGCACCGUCACAGCAGAACCGGAGUCACGAAUAUUAGUGUCACUUAACGAUCUGAAGGGUUUAAAUGGAGAGGAUGGAAAACAAUCUGAAUCUAAAAUGGCAAAAUGCAAAGAGGAAAUCCGCCAAAGAUUAGAUAAAUGUUUGACAAACGAGUCAUGGGAGGCUGAUGAUGUCAUUGAGUUCAAUCCUGAGCAUGAUUAUGCCCUUUCUCCGGCGAUAGACUGCAUAAUUUAUUAUGUUACAGGUCUUUUAUUUUGAUUAAGCAUUCUCAAACAUUUUUAUCUUCUGUUAACCCAACGCUGGUAGCUGUAGAACACCUUAACACCUCUUUUUGCCUAAUCUUCUCAGUUUGUUAUGCUAGUAUCCCAGUACAAAGAAUACUCUCCAAUUUUUCCGUAAUACGCAUAUCUAAUUGCUAUAUCAUAUCGAAAGUGAUGCUUUUUCGAUCUUCUAGAUACUUUUUACUGGGAAAUUAAUAAAAUUUGUACGUAUUUCUAGGCUCGCAUGCUACUUUCCUCACAUCGAAAUGGUCACGCUUAAUCAUUGGCUAUGUUCUAAUCUUUUUAUAUUGUACACACUUCCAGGAUAUUUAUGCAAGCAGAUCUUGAAGCGAUAUGGUUCCUGUCACGCUUGUCGAGAAGCUGUCGGAUCAAAUUGUGGUGGCAAGUCUUCUGUCGCUCAAUUUGUCGACAUAAAAUCUCGUUGUGGCUUGAUCCAUCCGAAUCUAAGAUUCUUUCAUCUCAUCCGACAUGUUGAAUCGUGUUUUACAAAGCAUGCUUCUGCUUUUCAUGUUUUUGAUUUAACACUCGAGGACGUUUUAGAAACGUACAAUUUUUCUUUUCCCUGUCCAAAACACAGCUCUGACAUUUUGGCCUUUGCCAUAGUUUAUUACAUUCGUUUGAGAAUGCGACAGUUUUCACAUCAGGAAAACAUGAAAGCAACGAAAAAGUUUGUUGUUAAAAAAAAUUAUCAAAGCUAACAAAUCAGUAAUAAAACCUUAAUUCUCUCGAUUA
Messenger RNA from Venturia canescens, 3713 nucleotides. RefSeq lists its product as uncharacterized. Bases 1 to 2958 code for a protein of 985 amino acids. The record is from RefSeq and is a predicted model, not a curated record. NCBI's taxonomy places the organism in Eukaryota, Metazoa, Arthropoda, Insecta, Hymenoptera, Ichneumonidae. The transcript has 8 exons.